ACGAUAAUGGGGUAAACCAUGACCAUGAAUUUGACACUUAGAUUGAUAACGCCGUACAUACGUACCUGCUUGACCUUCCCGAGACGUCCUGGAUUGUUACAGUGUGGGAUUACGUCAGUAAACAGUCCAAACAGAGAGAUGUCGACGUCCCAAGGCGUGGUGGACCGGGAGGAGCUACACAGCUAUGUCGUACGGCUGUAUGGAGGCGGUGGGGACGAAGAAGGACCACGCUGAAGCGCUGGCCGAACUCCUGGUGUCGGCCGAUUAUCGGGGUCACUACAGUCACGGGUUAAAUAGGCUGGAUAUGUAUGUCAACGAGGUCAAAGCCGGUAUGACGUCAUCAGGUCAAGAUGUUGAGCCGGUGAUUGUUAAGGAAACUGUAGCAACUGCCUUAGUGGACGGUAACAAUGUUUUGGGUCCUGUAGUAGGGAAAUUCUGUAUUGACCUGGCCUUGAAGAAAGCUAAGGAGACCGGGAUAGGCUGGGUGUCGGCCAGGGGAUCCAACCAUUUCGGCAUCGCUGGUUGGUAUACUAUACGAGCAAUGGAGCAAGGUAUGCUGGGAAUGUCCUUCACCAACACCUCACCACUAAUGGUACCGACCAGAGCUAAGGAGCCCACUUUGGGAACCAAUCCCAUAAGUUUGGCAGCACCAGCGAACAAUAAUGAUGCCAUGGUAUUGGACAUGGCGACAACCAGCGUAGCUCUGGGAAAGAUAGAACUACAGGAUAGGAAAGGGCGACCUAUGCCAUCAGGAUGGGCUUUAGACAAAACAGGCAAGGAAACUCAUGAGCCCAGCCAGUACGCUGGUCUUCUCCCCCUCGGUGGCACAGAACAAAGCAGUGGAUAUAAGGGAUACGGUCUGGCGAUGAUGGUGGAGGUAUUCUGUGGUAUACUAUCGGGAUCAGCCUUUGGUCCUAAUGUCCGAAGUUGGAAGGAGUUUAACAAGAAGGCCAAUUUGGGACAAUGUUUCAUUGCCAUUGAUCCAGAAGCCUUCGCUGACGGUUUCUCGGACAGAAUGAGUUCCUUGAUAGACCAUUGCCGAGGCCUAGAUACGGCAGAAGGGGAGACAGAGGUGCUAAUUCCUGGUGAUCCGGAAAAGAAACACAUGCAGGAAUGUGAUGAAUUAGGAGGAAUUCCUUACCAUCCAAAUCAAAUCAAAUUCGCGGACACUGUGAUACACAGUAUUCGUGUAGGAUGUUUUGUUAAGAGGAUACUGAGGCGUUUGACAUCCAUCUGGAUAAUAACGACCUGGCCGACAGACUUGGAAUUAAAUCGUUCGAAGUGAAGUGAUUGUUACUGUCAGGUUGUAUGUGUGUGAUAUACAUGUGAGUACGCGCGUGUUCUACACGUGAGACUACGGGUGUUAUGCACGUGAGGGUACGGGUUUUGUACACGUUAUUUAGCCAUUGUUAUGCACGUUCCGGUAAUUUUGUCAUACCGAUAAAAGUGUACUGAUUAUAGUUUAGUAUAUAUUAAGUCAAACGCCAUGCAUCUAAAUCACAU
Messenger RNA from Pecten maximus, 1503 nucleotides. RefSeq lists its product as uncharacterized. Gene Ontology annotation, molecular function: oxidoreductase activity. NCBI's taxonomy places the organism in Eukaryota, Metazoa, Mollusca, Bivalvia, Pectinida, Pectinidae. The record is from RefSeq and is a predicted model, not a curated record.